Messenger RNA from Fonsecaea multimorphosa CBS 102226, 3030 nucleotides. RefSeq lists its product as uncharacterized. Gene Ontology annotation, molecular function: myosin II binding; GTPase activator activity; syntaxin binding. Lineage: Eukaryota; Fungi; Ascomycota; Eurotiomycetes; Chaetothyriales; Herpotrichiellaceae. Gene Ontology annotation, cellular component: plasma membrane; cytoplasm. Gene Ontology annotation, biological process: regulation of exocytosis; regulation of protein secretion; establishment of cell polarity. The coding region runs from base 1 to 3030 and encodes 1009 amino acids. The record is from RefSeq and is a predicted model, not a curated record. The transcript has 4 exons.
AUGGCGCACUUCCUUCGUGGCAAGCAGGCCGGCAUUCAGAAUGACCUCUCUCUCGGUGUUACCCCAGAAUCAUUUAUGCUAGACGACUUUGCCCGCUAUGGUAUCAACUCGCAGAUCUCUGUGCUCGCCUAUGACCCUAUCCAGUCCCUCCUCGCUGUCGGCACCAACGAAUCCCAGUUCGGUCCUGGCGUCGUCUAUGUCUUUGGACAGAAGCGAGUCUGCGUAACCUUCACUCCUCCUCGACCCUCGUCCAUUCGAGCCAUACAAUUCUGCGCCGACAAGCUCCUUGUGCUCGACAGCAAGAACGAUGUCAGUGUCUUCAGCCUUGACAGCAAGCAUAUGCUGGCCAACUAUUCCCCUCCCGGUCAGGUCGUAGCCAUCCUCUCAGAUCCAAGUCUCGACUACUGCUUUUCUGGAUUGCAAAACGGGGAAAUCGUGGCGUUUGACUUGGAUCGAGAGAAUCAAACGCCCUUCAAAAUCCCCAACUUGUGGCGUGAGCGGAAUCCCAGAGCACGAAUUCUACCCAUCGUGUCGAUGCAUUUCCAUCCCAAGGACAUAGGGACGUUGCUUAUCGGGUACUCCGAGGGCGCUGUCAUUUACUCCUUCAAACAAAACAAGGCAACCAAGUUCUUCCACUACGAACUUCCACCAGGAGCUCGGGGCGGAGAUGGAGAUCCGACAAACGCCAACUCCGUACGGCAUCCGCGAUUGACACAUGCUCUCUGGCAUCCAACUGGCACUUUCGUGUUGACGGCUCAUGACGACUCGAGUUUGGUAUUCUGGGAUCCUCGGGAUGGCAGACUUGUCCACGCGAGGACAAUCGAAGAUACGGAUGUCAACGUGCCUGGAGCUGGACCGCCAAGGGAUGGCCCUCGAACCCCUCUCAGCCCUGUGAGUCCAGGGUUUGGUACCGUGAAAGAGCCGUACUUCAGCAUUUCCUGGUGCUCGAAAGCUAAUCCUGAUGAUACUGGCUUGCUUCUAGCGGGCGGCGCACCAACGACCAACCCCACAAGAGGACUGACUUUUAUCGAACUGGGUCCAACACCGAACUACCAAACCUCAACGUGGGAUUACCUUGCAAAUCAUUUUCGCCAUCCAAAACGCACACAUGUCCUUCGAACGCCGCCUAACGCCGCGAUUAACAUGUUUCUCCUGAUCCCUCGCACGACUUUUCAUUUUGCCGGCUCUCAUGAUCCGAUAGCAGUCAUGACCGUUCUGUCAUCCGGUGAAGUAAUCACCUUGAGCUUUCCGUCUGGACAUCCCAUUACACCCAGCAACCAACUGCAUGUCUCGUUAUCUUUUGUACAUCCAUUUAUAACUAAAACAGCACUGGCAUUCGUCGACCGGACUAGAUGGCUGGGGAUGCGCGAAGUUCGUCAGCACGGUCCGCAUUUCUUGAUCGGUGGCGCUGAAGGCAUCAAGCCCCUGAAGAGACAUGAAAACAGAAAUAUCGUCCAAGCAGCCCAUGCCGAUGGAACCAUCCGAAUAUGGGAUGCCGGACAUGGCGACGUCAUUGAAAAUCCCAAUGUCCUCCAAGUUGAUCUCGGAAAAGCAGUGGGCCGGUGGGAUAAACUAGACGUGUCCCACAUGAGCAUGUCUGGUGCGACGGGAGAGCUUUCGGUAGGGUUGAAAUCUGGCGAACUCGUCGUUUUUCGACUUAAUCGCAAUCAAUUCCACGGCCACCCUCCGUCCGAUCCUGGCCCUAAUGAAGGACCCGGGAAGAUGCAAGAUAUCAGCAGACGAGCAGAUCCAGGCUUGAAGGAAGGUCUCUUACCUUUGACAAUGACCAAUGACCAACAAGGUGCCGUCACCGCUCUGCGACAUUGUGAUGUCGGAUUUGUUGCCGCCGGUUAUGCUGGAGGUGGGGUGACCAUCGUUGAUCUACGUGGUCCAGCUAUCAUCCACACGUCUCUACUCAACGAAAUGGUUGGCGGUAAACAUCGGAGAGGGAGUAUCCGACGAGCUGCACCGGCCACUCAAUCAACAGAAUAUGCAACGGCGAUGGAAUUCGGUAUCUUAACCCUUGAUGGUGACGACUAUUCCUCACUUGCCUUGUUUGUCGGCACAUCUCGAGGUCGUGUCGCGACGUUCAAAAUUCUCCCCUCUCAGUCCGGACGGUAUUCGGCACAGGCGACAGGAGUGGCACAAUUAUCAGAUGACCGAGUCAUCUCCUUGUGCCCGAUUGAUGCUCACACGGGCGCCCCCGCAGCUGCAACAGGAUAUGCAAUGGGAGGAUUACAGUCCGGCCGGAAAGUGGACGGCGCCCUGGUGGCCGUCACGGUGUCGUCCGCGCACAUCUUUCGUCCAGCAUCUGCAAAAGGGGCCUCCAAAACUUUCGACCACUACCUGUGCGAUUCGGCCACCGUAGCUCGCUACGAAGAACGCGGUUAUGCUCUCGUUGGCUUAUUCGGCGAUGGUGCCGCCCGAGCAUUCUCAAUUCCAGCCCUGAAAGAGAUCGCAAGCAUACGCGUAAAUCAUCUCCUCGAUACCAAACGCUUCGGCGACGCCAUCGUGUCUCCCACAGGAGAUAUUCUGGGCUGGGCAGGCCCCAGCGAACUAGCCAUGGUUAAUGUCUUUGGCUGUGGUACGUCCCUCCCACCCAGCACCGAUCGUCUCUAUGACGCCGCCAAACUGGUCCCCCCUCGACCUACAAUCAGCAACCUACAAUGGAUUGCCGGGACACAGUACAUCACUCCUUCGGAUAUGGACAUCCUGAUUGGCGGGCCCGACCGACCACCUUCUAAGCGAAUGUUGGCGGAAAUGCGGGCCGCGCAAGAGGCAGAGUUUCAACGGCAACGCGAAGCAGCACGCACGGGACGUGCAGCCAAGCCGGAUCAGUCUCAGGAGACGUACUGGGCAUAUAUGCAGCGGCAGCUUCAGGAGCGAACGGAGAAUUUGGGAUUGGCGGGUGACAGCCUCGACAGAGCAGCGGAAUCCAGUAGCUCGUGGAGUGACGGCGUAGACAAGUUCGUGGCGAAGCAGAAGAGAGCGGCAGCCCUGGGGUUUAUUGGGUCGAAGCUUGGGUUCUAA